GAAUAACCAAAUGACCAAAACAGUACUAAGCUCAGAAUCUUCACCUCAUGUAUUAUAUAUCCAUUCAGAUUAUACACAUUAAACAGAUUCCAUGUUCCAUUCAAGUUUUUCUUUGUCCAUACCAUGUCUCUGUUGCUCUUCUUCUUCAUCAGCUUUAGCCUCUCAAAUCUUCAAUUUUCAACCUCCCAACAACAGCAAAACAUCUCAUCUUUCUCCAAUUUAGAUUCACCAUGGACUCCAGAUCAGAACAAAAUCCUUCUUUCUCCCAACUCCACCUUUGCUGCAGGCUUUUUCCCACUGCCCUCUUCACCAAGCCUCUUUACAUUCUCAGUUUGGUAUUAUAGCAUCCCAAACAAGACAAUAGUCUGGUCUGCAAAUGAUAACUCCCCUGUUAGCAACUCUGCUUCUUUAGUCAUUUCGCCGUCAGGGGUAUUAACCUUGAUUAACAGCUCUUAUGGUCAAAAUUUGUGGCCUUCAAGGCCUGUUAGCAACUCAAACUCCACACAACUCAUCCUCCAGGAAAGUGGCAACUUGGUCUUUGGGACAUGGCAAAGUUUUGCUAAUCCAACUAAUACAAUUCUUCCCAGUCAGAAUAUUAAUGGUACAAUUUUAACUUCCAAGAAUGGGAAGUUCAAGUUUAUCAAGUCUAAUCAACUAGUUUACAAUGACAAUCCCUCCAACUACUGGAGCAUUGGUAAUGCUUUUCUCAGCUUGGAUAAUCUGGGGAAGAUUUCCAUGGCGAACGGCUUUUCUUACAUUUCGUCAGACUAUGGGGAUAAGAAGUUGAGAAGACUGACUCUUGAUGAAGAUGGUAAUCUCAGACAUUACAGCUUUAAUCCAAUUUCUGGUGUGUGGACAGAUGUUUGGAGGGCCAUGUACAAUUUGUGUCGAAUUCAAGGUACUUGUGGUCUUAAUGCUAUCUGUGUAUAUGAUCCUUUGGUUACUUUUGUUUCUUGCACAUGCCCUCCAGGAUUCAAGAAAAAUUCUCUUGAUCCCAAUUCUUGUGAUAGGAUAAAUCCAAUUACAGACCUGAAAAGUACCAAGUUUUUACAAUUGGAUUAUGUCAAUUUUACUGGAGGAACAAACCUGACAUUUUUUAUGGUGUCAAAUUUCACCACUUGCCAAGCUGAAUGCCUAAGGAGGCAAAAUUGCCUGGGAUUUCUGUACAGGUAUGAUGGUACUACUACUUGCAUACUUCAAUUGGACAGACUUUUUUAUGCAUAUUGGUCCUCAGGUGUUAAGGGUGCCUUUUUCUUGAGGGUUGAUAAAUCUGAGACAGCCACUGAACCAAAAUUCACUGGCCUGACCUCUGUCUUGGAAACUUCUUGUCCUGUCACAAUUAGGCUUCCAUUUCCACCGGAAGAGUCCUCUGCCACCACUAGGAAUAUUGUGAUUAUAUCUAUAUUUUUGGCAGCUGAAUUGAUUAGUGGGGUUUUCUUUUUUUGGGCUUUUCUCAAGAAGUACACUAAGUAUAGGGACAUGGCUAGGACAUUUGGGCUUGAGAGUGUACCAGCAGGUGGACCUAAAAGGUUUAGCUAUUCUGAAAUUAGAGAGGCAACCAAAAAUUUUUCUCAAGUUGUUGGAAAAGGUGGUUUUGGUAUUGUUUACAAAGGAAAUUUAAGGGAUGGUAGGGUUGUUGCUGUUAAGGUUUUGAAAAAUGUUACAGGCGGGGAUUCUGAUUUUUGGGCUGAGGUAACAAUUAUUGCCCGGAUGCACCAUCUCAAUUUGGUCACAUUAUGGGGUUUUUGUACUGAGAAGGGUAGGAGGAUGCUAGUGUACGAGUAUGUGGCCAAUGGCUCGUUAGACAAGUUCAUUUUUCAGAAAAACGUUGAUACAUCAAAUCUGCAACGAGAAAAUAUUUCGAAUUCGAGUUUAGGUCAAAGACCUGUGCUUGAAUUGAAUAUCCGAUAUCGGAUUGCAGUUGGUGUGGCAAGAGCAAUUGCAUACUUGCAUGAAGAAUGUUUAGAAUGGGUGCUACAUUGUGACAUAAAACCUGAAAACAUCCUUUUGGGGGAAGAUUUUUGCCCAAAGGUAUCCGAUUUCGGGCUAGCCAAGUUGAAGACAAAGGAGGACAGAAUGAGCAUGUCCGGAAUCCGGGGCACCCGCGGAUACUUGGCGCCGGAGUGGGUUCGAGGUGAUCGACAAAUUACGUCAAAAUCCGAUGUCUACAGUUUUGGCAUGGUUCUGUUGGAAAUAGUGACUGGUGUGAGAAAUUUUGAGCAACAAAAUUCAAAGAUGGAGAGUGAUCAGUGGUAUCUUCCAAUGUGGGCAUUUGAUAAGGUGUUCAAGGAAAUGAAUGUUGAUGAGGUCUUGGACCCAAAAAUCAGGCAGUCUCAUGAAAACAGAUCCCAUUUAGAUAUAGUCAAUAGGAUGGUGAAGACAGCAAUGUGGUGCCUUCAGGAUAGACCAGAUGAUAGGCCAUCAAUGGGAAAAGUGGCCAAGAUGUUGGAAGGGACAGUGGAGAUCACAGAACCUAAAAGGCCUGUAAUAUUCUACCUGGGGACGGAUGAACAUACUGGGACUUUGAACAACCCUACCCAACAUUAGUCCUAUGAAAUGUAGAUUGCAGAGCUUUUAGAUUGAUGAUUCUCUACAGACGCCUAUCUUUCUACCAUGUAAAAAUCAGUUUUGUCAAUUGCUACAGUGUUGUGAUAGAAGUUACUAUAUUACAGCUUUAGCACUAACUCUAGAAAAUUAGUAGGGUGACAAAUUUAGUUCCCUUGUGAUCUAAAGUCAGUACACUUUUGCAAUGUGAUACGAAAAUGGAUAGCAGGGAAAAAGUUUCAUUUU
This is a messenger RNA of Coffea eugenioides, 2790 nucleotides long. RefSeq names its product G-type lectin S-receptor-like serine/threonine-protein kinase At1g34300. NCBI's taxonomy places the organism in Eukaryota, Viridiplantae, Streptophyta, Magnoliopsida, Gentianales, Rubiaceae. Gene Ontology annotation, molecular function: protein serine/threonine kinase activity; ATP binding. The transcript has a single exon. Gene Ontology annotation, biological process: recognition of pollen; protein phosphorylation. The coding region runs from base 124 to 2547 and encodes 807 amino acids. The record is from RefSeq and is a predicted model, not a curated record.